This is a messenger RNA of Eruca vesicaria subsp. sativa (arugula), 1307 nucleotides long. NCBI's taxonomy places the organism in Eukaryota, Viridiplantae, Streptophyta, Magnoliopsida, Brassicales, Brassicaceae. The record is from the annotation of a GenBank genome assembly.
AAAAAAACAAAAAAAACGUAUUAUAACAAACUUGUUCACUCUCAUCCUCCUCCUCUUGGUCUAAAGUUCUGCAUUAUAUACUAAUAGAUCAUAUGAUCAUCCAAGGAAGGAAAAAAACAUGAACGAUGAUUUUAAGUUUGUAAAUAUUAGGUAAAGAGGUUCGUCAAUAGAGAAGUGAGUACGUAUAACCAGAUGGAUUCGUGUGGAGGUCAGCCGCUACGCCUCUCAUUACCUAAGUUCAAAACCCUUUAUUUGGUGAGGCAUGCACAAGGAAUACACAACGUAGAAUUAGAAAAGAAAGGAGAGAUAGGUGAUGCCCAUCUCUCUCCAAAGCUUUUCGAUGCCCCUCUCUCUCCAAAGGGUAUCCAACAGGUUUCUGAACAGCGCAAACAAAUACUUGAAUCAGGACUACUAAACACUGUUGAGUUAGUGAUCACCUCUCCCUUGCGCAGGGCAAUGGAAACUGCAGUCGGAAUAUUUAGGGGACACAAAGAUAUAAAUCUAUCCCACAAUUUCCCUCCAAUUCUAGCCCUUGAGAUUUGUAGAGAACGCAUGGGACUAUAUCCGUGUGAUCGUAGAGAAAGUAUAAGUACCCGUCGCAUUUGUUUCCCGGAGAUUGACUUUACAAUGGUGGAGAGUGAUGAAGAUGCUCUAUGGAGAGAAGAGGAAAGGGAAAACCUAGAAGAGGUUUCUGCUAGAGGCCUUCGCUUUCUCAAAUGGUUAUGGGAGAGACCAGAGAAAGAAAUUGCAGUUGUUAGCCAUGGGAUUUUCUUGCAACAAACACUUCGUGCCCUGCAUGAAAAACUUAGCGUACCUCUUGAAGAUAGUGUACUUACAAGGUUUGCCAAUUGUGAACUACGGUCAAUCCGGAUAGAUAAGAGUGCAGUGACAUGGAAGCAGUGACAGUAACAACUUAUAACUGUAGAGAAAACGUUGCUCCAACUUCAAGUUCCCUUCACACGCUUGAAUAGAAGUCAUUCGUGUGAAUUGUGUUUUUAUGUUUUCAUGCCAUGCACAUAGCGCUUGGAACCAGGGAAGCAAGCCACAUCCGAAUCUGGUUACCUACAAACCUAGCUAUGCCUGUGAAACUCUCUCUUUAGUUUUUCUUGAUUAAUGUUUUACUUCCUGAAAAUCUCUCGUCUUAAUUUCUUUUACUUAUGUGUGAUUGAGUAUUUUAACAAAAAAAAUGGCUCUGCUUAAGAUUGUGGUUCCGUUAUGUCAUUCCAAUUUGUGGUUGUAGUUGAUUUUCUUAUAUGAAUGCAUGUAGGAAAUAUAUUGAAAAUUUAUAGCUGUAACUAGACAAUCUC